GAAACAGUCAAACAGAGACAGGCUGUAAGUUUCACAAGCUCUGAUAUCUGAGUUGGUGUGGAUCUGAAAGACUCAGAAUGAAGAUCCUCCUCAUCUUCACCCUCUUCUUGAUUUCAGUAGGUGGAGGAGAAUCAGAGACAGUGAGAGGAUAUUCAGGAGGAGGAGUCCUCAUCAAGUGCACAUAUAAGACAACAUACACAUCAAACUCAAAAUAUUUCUGUAAGGGUUCGUGGUCAAACUGUGCUGACCAGAUCAAGACAGGAGAUAAAAAUAAGUGGAUAAAUACAGGAAGAUUCUCACUGUUUCAUAACACCAGCACUGCAGAGUUCUGGGUGUUGAUCAGAGAGCUCACUGUAGAGGAUUCUGGACUGUACCAGUGUGGAGUUGAUAAAAGUUUGAACUUUGAUGUCAACACACCAGUGGAACUGAAUGUAAAGGAAGAUCAAAACUACGAGAAGAACAUCAGUGUGAUUGGCCAUGUAGGAGGAAGUGUAAACAUCAGCUGCAAAUACCCACAAUCCCACAGCAGUGACCCCAAGUUUCUCUGUAGGAGAGUGGACACUGCUGGCUGUAAAUAUAAAACAUCCGUUAAAGAGAGCAGAAGAUGGAUAAAUGAGGGAAAUCUGUAUCUACAUGAUGAUGGAAAGCAGAUCUUCACUGUGAUCAUGAACAAUCUGACUGAGGGAGACUCUGGUGAAUACUGGUGUGGAGCUGAAUCAGACUGGACAUCUGACCAUGGGUACAAGAUUUAUAUCACACAGAUCAACCUCAGAGUUACUGGAAAAGAAACGAUAUCAUCUUCAUCACCAUCAAGUAGGAUUCCAGAGAGCUCAAAAUCAAACACACCUUCAUCUAAACCCUCUGGAAACUCCUCAUUAGAGACAAAUGCAUCAAAAGGGUUUCCAUCUUCCUCUGUGAUUGCUGUUGUGUCUGUGAUUCUGGUGCUGCUUCUGAUUGGACUCUUAUUCUUCAUAGUCAUUCUUAGAAAGAGAGGCAAGACUCAAGUUUCCGUCUCAACCCAAGGCCAGCCCCUCAGAGAUUUCUCAAACAACCACAAGUUAAGAUCAAACUCUCCUGAUCCAGACAUCUACUCCACAGCUGAGUUACCCACAAUUCUCUGUGAUUCCUCAGUUAAUGUCACUCAGCCUUCAGCUGGAAAAUCUGCUGAAGGUCCAACAUAUACAACAGUGAAUUUCAGCAAGAAAGCAAAUAGUUCUACUGAUGCUGUUACCACGGCAACCAUCAACAAGGAGAAUGACUCAUGCAACUAUGCUACAGUCAAGCGUUAG
Messenger RNA from Colossoma macropomum (tambaqui), 1289 nucleotides. RefSeq names its product polymeric immunoglobulin receptor-like. The transcript has 7 exons. NCBI's taxonomy places the organism in Eukaryota, Metazoa, Chordata, Actinopteri, Characiformes, Serrasalmidae. The coding region runs from base 78 to 1289 and encodes 403 amino acids. The record is from RefSeq and is a predicted model, not a curated record.